Molecule: messenger RNA, 2060 nt
Organism: Phanerochaete carnosa HHB-10118-sp
Lineage: Eukaryota; Fungi; Basidiomycota; Agaricomycetes; Polyporales; Phanerochaetaceae
Exons: 4
Coding region: 131-859 (242 amino acids)
Source: RefSeq, a predicted model, not a curated record
UUGUCUCAUCGUCAUUGUAAGCAAGCUGUAAGCGAACAGCUCCUCGCAUGUUAGUCAGACGGGCGAGUGCCCUUCGCAUGUGCCCCUUAUAUGCGACGAGAAGUCCCUUGAGGUUCUCUCGCCAACUACCAUGUCCAUGUCCCACUCCCUCUUCAAGCUCCCCCACGUUGAAAGUGCUCCAAGCCGUGUUAGGGUGCUCUUCGGCGGACAGUACAUCGUCGACACAUACAACGCGAAGCUUGUAUGGGUCUCGUCCUAUUAUCCCACUUAUUUCUUCGAAGCAAAGGACUUGCCCGAGAAAUAUCUCGCUCGCUCCCUAAACUCUACCGAUGAUAGCAAGUACGAGGUCUAUGAUGUUGUCAUAGGGAGUAACCGGGCUCUUGGAGCUGCAACAAAGUACGUCGAAGGGGAACUCCAAGGACUCAUCUCCAUCCUGUUCGGUGCAAUGGAUGCUUGGCUUGAGGAGGACCAGCAGGUUUUUGUUCACCCUAAGGAUCCAUACAAGCGUGUGGACGUCUUACAAUCGUCCCGCCACGUCCGCGUCGAAUUCAACGGCCAAGUCUUAGCAGAUACGAGGAGGCCCAAGUUCCUACUCGAGACUGGACUCCGCAGGCGUACCUAUAUUCCUAAGCCCGACUGCAAUAUGCAGUUCUGGGUAGAGUCACAACAUACUACCGAGUGUCCGUACAAGGGCGUCGCGAACUAUUACGCCAUCCGGCUGCCGAACGGUACAGAAGAACCGAAUAGUGUGUGGUGGUAUCGCAAUGCGAACCCGGAGUGCUUGCAGAUCGAGGGCCUUGUCGCUUUCUAUGAUGAGAAGUUCGAUGUUUACAUCGACGGAGAGCUGCAGAAGCGUUAAAUCGCGGCUAAACUCCCAGCUAUAAGACUCGCUGUCCAGUCCAGAACUUGUAAAUGUAUACAUCGUUGUGUAUGCGUAUGCGCCGUCAUGUAUCGUCCUUUAACACUGUGUAUCAUGUCGGAUAGCUACUAGUAUCCCGUGCCGUCACUCGCCUGGAUCCUCGUCCGUUUCGUGCGGCAGAACCUCGUACAGAUACCGCGUUGAGAGCCCAUCAUCACGCCUCUCAGUUGGCGUUGCAUCUAGUGCAAACAGCUGGGCUGCAUCGCGCACGUGCGGACUCCCCGGUGCAGACUCGUCUAGCAUGUCUCCCGACUCCUGCAAGGCCAAACAAGCGGCGCGUAUAGGCGGGCUGGUCGGCUCAACGAGACGUGUUCCUGCUCGUAAAGCGACCGGCGACUCGUGUAACGGUGUAGGGGAGUGCGACAACCAGGGGCUAGGGUACGCAGCAGACAUGGACUGUGAUGGCGAGUCGAAGAGCAGGGGCCGAGAGUUGGGGUUAGAAGAGAGGGCCCGCUCAUCGUCGCCGUCAUUCAUGCCGAACCGCGCACGAGAUACGCUUGGAAGGAGACGGUCGUUACCGCCGCCCCAAUCGCCAAACAGGAAAGACUCCUCUUCGCUUGUGAGCGCGUCGUACGACCCUUGGGGUACGGGGCCGACGUUUGCAGAACCGGGCUUCUUCAACAAAGGACAGUCCAGGUAAUCGUCACUGGCGUCACAACGGUGCGAGGACCAUCGACAGUGUUCGUCCUUGCAUUUCGUGAUGUCGUUAUGAAGUGUCUGGAGCCCAUCAUGUAAAUAUGCGGAAAUGCGCUUCUGGUCGCCGAGCAGCGCGUCUCGGAGAAAAAGCUUUUCGAAGGUGUGAAGCAAUGUACGUAGCGGAGGACGGUGUGCUGUGAAGAGCUCCUUAUGCAUGUGGACGGACAAACCAUAGAGCCACUCUUCAUCGUUAACGUGUCGGACACCGUACACAUGCUUCGCCGUCUUUUGAAGCAGGGUUUCGCCAGCUUGCAUCAUUUUCCCGAUGAUCUUGGUUACAUCUUCAGAUGACGCGAGGGACUUCUGUUCAACAAGCCAUCCUGAUGCAGCGUGUACGAACAUAUCGAGAAGAUCAAUGCUCCAUGUGUAGGGAUCGGUGUCGAAGUAGUGCAGCAGGAGCUUUUCAUAGUCCUUGGUUCGAGUAGAACCGGGGCAAGUGACUACG